AUGGCCUCUAAGACGCAGCGGAAAGUGAUGGUGUUUGAUGACGGUGGGGCGGGUAGCCCCGCAGCCGCACCUAGUGCUGACUUUGAUCCUCGUCGAUUUGGUCAGACGGGGCAGGGCGUACGAGGCUCAAGUGGAAAUUGCAAAGACACCUCCAUGACGAGCCAAACCGAUGUGCAGUCAGGAACAUCUGUCGGCACACUUGCUGCGACAAAACCUCCCCGAGGUGAUCUCCUGACAGCUAAGAGUACCCACAAAGGCAUUCAAGUGACCUUGGAUAACAACAACAUGUGGAAUGAAUUCUUUAGUUGUAAAACUGAGAUGAUUCUGACCAAGCAAGGCAGCAGGAUGUUUCCGUACUGUCGCUUCCGUAUCUCGGGAUUGCAGCCAUCCAGGAAAUAUGUUUUAAUGAUGGACAUUCAGCUGGUAGAUCAAAAUCGUUACAUGUGGACUGGCACCUGCUGGCAGGUAGCUGGGAAGGCAGAACGUCACAUGACAUGUUUGCCUUUUGUGCAUACGGACUCACCUUCCACAGGUCAGCACUGGAUGCAGAAUCCUGUUUCGUUUUACAAACUAAAACUCACCAGCAACACAGCCGAUCAGGAAGGCAAUGCAGUCCUGCACCCAAUGCACCGGUACAUGCCGCGCCUGCAUGUGGUCCAGACGGAGAAAGCUGCUAAAGACAUUAAACUGAAUGCCUCAAACGUUGCCACGUUCACAUUUCAACAGACAGAGUUCAUGGCUGUCACCGCGUACCAUAACUCCCAAUUUGCUCAGCUGAAAGUGGAAUACAACCCGUUUUCUAAGGGUCUUCGAGAGGAUGGUGUUGGUUCCCUGGGCCUGAAGGUGAAGUCCAACCACAGUGAAGCUGCAGCAACCGCUCAGCAGCAACCGCUAAAGAGAAGCUUGAAGUCCUUGCUUGCGAAUCAUAAAGCUCGAAGCUCUACUACACUAAAAUCAGCUACGUUUCCGGAGACUGAUUGUGUACAGGAUCCAUCCUCAGGAUCUGUACCCAAGGUUGUGAAGAGCAGUACCUGUUCGCCAGAGCCAUUACCUUCCUUACCUGCCACCUUUUCAUUGGAACUAGACUCUACUUCCUCUGGACCGCCUGAGAAUUUGCAGUUAAGCAAAGAUUCUAGUCCAUCUGUCUUCAAGUGGCAUACAGUUUUACCUCCUCCUGAACCCUACGUUGACCCUUCCUUUGAGGUCUUUCAUCCUAAAUCACAGAGUGUUCCACUGGGAUCCUCCUUGUCGCCUUCACGAACUCCUGCUAAUGAUCCAUCCCAGUCUCCUGCCCCGAACCGUUUGGAUCCCCCCAGUGUCGAUUCUCUUCCUUUUCAAGAAAGCGAACAGCCACUACCUUUUCCAGGAGAACUGUCUCCCCUUGCACUUCCAUUGACUCUCUCACCAACUUUCUCCUCUCUGGACGGAGACGCUUUGUCGCCAACGCCUUCCAUCGCGGACCUAGUGCAGUUUUUUUCUGCGGAGGAGAACCUCGGAAUCGGGGUGGAGUUUCCGAGCGCAGACUUGCCGGCGCCUCCGUGUUCGCUUGAAGUUUCUGAAGAAGCUCAUGCAUCUGCUCAUCUGGCGCAUGCGCCAGCGGUCCUUUCCCCAAAAUCCCUGAAGGGCAAAAAGAAGCUUCGUCGGCGAAAAAACGCCAUGUGCAAUUUGGAACCAAAGACCGAUGACACUGCCUACACGACAAUGAAACCUAAUCUGGAAGAAGUGGAGGAGCAGCUUUUUAUCUCCUUCACUUCCAAGGAGGCACUUAAACUUCAUAUCGCUGAUAGCGAACAGCGAGAAGCAAACAGCCAGCAUGUUGCACCGUCAGCAGACGUUCCUCCGCAGCAGCCCACUGAACAACAUGAUCAUGAAGCGACCAUUUCUGCCUUUGAGGAUGUUCUUCGCAAAGACGUGAAGAUGAUGAAGCACCAUCAAGUCAUUCACCCAGUGCUACAGGAAGUUGGACUGAAGAUGAAUCUGCUGGAUGCCAGCCUUUCCAUUGAUCUGCAGUACCUGGGCGUCCGUCUGCCCAUACCACCUCCUGGUACCACUAUAGAUGCUGGUAGCCAGGAGCUUCCGAGCAUCAUUCCAGGCACUUCCGGAUCGUUUGUGUCCAGAACGGGUAAAACAACAGACGUGACGCAGAUUAAAGGUUGGAGAGAAAAAUUCAGUCCAUCGGAACCUUCAGAGACUCCCUCACCUUGCAAGCCUGAAGCGUCUGCCAGCUCUGAGCAGCCCAAGAAGAACCUGUCGGCUUUUUGCAGCGACAUGCUGGAUCAGUACUUGGAGAGCGAGGCCAAGCUGAUCGACCAGCGCGUGGCCAGCUUUUCCCAACCGCCGGGGGAUUCGCUGCCCGUCUAUGAGCAUCCCGCCAGCAGCACCAGCUACGUGCGCACACUCAACAGCGUCCUCAAGAAGCAAAGUCCCGCCCCGGCAACCUCGGAACUCAUCUCCGGCUUCAUUCCGCCCUCAAAGAGAGCCAAAGCUCCCCUCAGGCAGCUCAAGGUCUCCAAGAAAGUUGUAAGAAAACCCAAGAGAUUCAAACCUUCAGUUAAUCCCAGUACAUCGGACUCUUACCCAUCAGUUGGCACUUUGAGAGAUAGCCCCCAGAACUCGGCGCUCCUCGCAGAACCGCUAAAACCAAAUAAUCCUCCUCCUACAUCCCCUCCCGUUGAGAGGAAAAAAAGAUUCAAACAUAUACCCACCCACCUGCAGUCAAACCCUGAUGGCGCCAACCUUUCUGCUUUCCUGAAACCGAUGCUGACCCGAGGCCUGCUGAGGCAGAAAGACCUGGAGGACAGCACCAUGUGGGGUGGGCAACCUCGCACUUUCAUCACUGAGGAGAGGGCCUCCAUAGCUCUGACAUCGCUUUUCACCUUGAAGGGUUUCGUGAGCGACAACCCUACCGCCCCCAUCCAACUGCCCCACAGGCCGGAGCACGCCUGCUUCAACGAUUUCUGCAGGCUGGGCUGCGUGUGUAACAGCUUGGCCCACACAGCCCGCUUCAGCCACUGCGGGCGGCCGCAGUGCAUGCUGGGUUGCAGCUGCCUCAAGCAGAAGGUGGUUCUGCUUAAGAACCUGGAUGGCUCUGAUUCCAGCCCCUCCAGCCAUGGCGGCAGUAAGAGGAAGAAGAAAAAGAGGAUGAAGAUGGCCUACAUUCUGAAGGAAGCGGACAGCGUCUCUCAGCCCGCUGAACGUGUGCGCACUCUCUGGAAGACGGACAACCAAGAACUUGAGCUUGACCCUAUCCACAUCCCAAAAACAUCCUCAGUUAACCCCUGCACCACCUCCACUACAAUAUUGUCAAAGAAUGAUGACGGAAGCUGUGCCCGAGUAAGAAGAUUUGUCGGAAAGUCUACCACAAAAGAGAAGUCCAGACACCGAAGUUCCAGUGACUCAUCCAGCAUGUUCCUCCAGAAACCGCAUAGGAAACCUAAACGUUGCAAGAUGAAAUAUCGCAAUAAACUCAAAGCUCUGCAUCCCGAACGGAAGCCACCUCAGCCAAUGGCAUCCACUCAAUCUCUGCCGGCUCCAUCCAGUCAACCUCAGCCAGUUCCACCCAGUGAACCUCAACCACCUCCAUCCAGCGAAACCCAGGAUUUCCCAGAUGAAUCAAAGGCAUCCAAACGUCUGACCAUUCUCACAGAGUGUCGUUGGAGAUGUGACGAGGACCGCGAACACGUGCUGAAGAUACUGUGCGAGGCCAUGGCACAGAACCAACUCGACAAAACUUUCUGGACCAGGCAGUACCAGAUCAAUCCCAUCAGUCAGACAGUAGAAGACUGUGGCACUAUACAUUACAAAGUCCUCGUCAGCAAACACGUUAAAGCUCAGCAGGACAAACGCACCUGGCCGGUGCAUGAGCCUGUGGAGGCAUGGCAACGUGAGGUGACAGAGCAGGAUUUUGCUGAUGACUGGAGUUAUGAAGUUGGCAAAAGCGACACAGAGGAAGAGUCUGAGGCCUCUACCGGACAAAGGCUCUCCGGAAACGCGCUGACAGCCAAUGGCGAGCACACCGCCCAGACAGGUGAACGGAAAAAUGUAUCCUGUAGCCAAGAUCCAGUUGGGCGAAAUGGGAGCGCUGCACCCUGCCAACCGUCUCGCGGCAUAUCUGACGGGCCGUGUGGCGGCUACCAAGAAGCAGGUUCCCCCAACCAUACCCGAGCCUCAACGGACAUCUUCCCCCUUCUCUGUUGUGACUUGCGCAACCGCCACCUCCAAAUCGGUCUUCACGUCCACAUCUACAUCAGUGUCAGCCUCCGCCUCCUAUUCGAACACCACCUCUACAUCGGUCUUUACGUCCACAUCUACAUCCACGUCGAUGUCCGCCUCCACCUCCAAGUCGAGCACCACCUCCACAUCGAACACCACUUGCAAGUCAAGCACAACAUUCACCACCACAUCCACGUCGAGCUGCACCAAUACUUCGGCCUCAAAAUCAACUGCAACUGCCAUCCCCACAUCAGUUACCACCUCCAAGUCAAGCGGCACUACUAG
Molecule: messenger RNA, 4497 nt
Organism: Nerophis lumbriciformis (worm pipefish)
Lineage: Eukaryota; Metazoa; Chordata; Actinopteri; Syngnathiformes; Syngnathidae
Source: RefSeq, a predicted model, not a curated record